Amoebophrya sp. A25 is the source of this 1376-nucleotide messenger RNA. Lineage: Eukaryota; Dinophyceae; Syndiniales; Amoebophryaceae. The record is from the annotation of a GenBank genome assembly.
CGAGGAGUAGACGAUGGAGCAGGCCUAGACUUUCGCGCUGGAACAAAUGAUCCGCAAAUAGCGACUUCUGGAGAUACAACAAGUACAUCAUCUUCAUCAUCAUCUAAUAUCGGGGCGACCACGUCUAGAAGGCCAACCACAAUUUCCAGCAGGACGAUUGUGGAUGUUGAUAUAAAUGACGAAAUGAAUAUCGGAGCACCUCAAACAACUCAAAGAGACAUCUUCAACUUAGCUUCGUCCAGUGUUGGCUCUUCUACUUCUCCACUAGCAUUUGCUAUUUCUCGUAUCAAGGGUGCUGGUCGAGGUGGAGCGCCACUGUAUGAACUUGGCUCCGAUUUUCGCUCCGAAGUGUUGAAGCAAUACACAGACAAACCGGUGGGUCUGUACUUAUGAUGAAUGUUGGAAAUUGAUGAUGUGGCUCAGGUAGGCGUAGUUCAUCAUCAUUCAUCAAAAUGAAAAUUACUUACUCUAGGUGACAUGUCCUGGUAAUCGUAAUCAGGAGACCAUGAUGUCUACUUCGUGCUCUAGUCUACCAUGAUGUUUAUGAAACCUCCUCAACCCAACCUACCGGUACCUCUGGCUACCUCACGAUCUUUUUCUAAUUUUGCGCGAACUAAAGACUGAGGUUGAAGCCUGCCUGGCAAUGCAUAACGGAUCGCGUGAAAAAAAGCUAAAGGUCUCCCGACUGGUAAACUUCUAUCAGGACCUCUCAGCUGUUAUCACUCGGCGAGAACGAAAUCGACGACGGCGAUCACAUUAAAAAACUGGAUGAAAAAAAAAGAGCUUCGAUCAAGUCUUCUGGACGUGAAGUAGAUACUCUGUGUGGACGAGUAGAUUUUGAAUUUUGCAUAACGUUUUUAACGCUUAUUAGACCCAAUGGAAAAUUUAGACUUUAAUAUUAAAUAGAGACUCGUCUGGGAAAUCUUAGGCAGCUCGCCGAAUAGAUUCAAUUCAUCAGAGAAGUUCUUUGAUAUCACGUUUUGAUUAUUUGUUGUAUUAAAUCUACUCGAGAAUAUAGACGAUCACGAUAGUAACAAUGAUAUUGAAUUAUAGUUGGAGGUAGUAUCACGACAACUAGGGGAGGAGAAAUUUCGAUUGAUGCAGAGCUGCAGCCGCUGAUUUGGGGUAGGAGGCCGAAUCGUGGUUUUUAGAAAUUGUUGAAAAGGUGUUUCAUCUUGAACACGAUUUGUUGUCCGCCAUAAGAUUGCUAAUAAUGCAAAAAGAAUGUAGUUGUAACAUCAUUAGCUCAACACUUAUUGAAUUUGAUGUAGAAGAAAACUAACAGCUUCAACAAGCACAGAAAAUGUACAACAAACAUGCAGAUUAUGAGCCCCCUGACUGCGAACCUCGACUGCCUCCAACAAGGAGUAGAGCGC